AUGCGUUUCCUUAUGAGUGGUUGGAUACUAAAGGUACAGUUCAGAUGUUUAAGGUGUUCGUCCUUAUAUCUAUUUACGGUGGUUAUGAACGAGAACGGAAACAAACACAAGGCAGUGUAAUCCUUCGCUGACAGCGUGUAAAUUAAUAGGACCGUCAACGCAUGUGACCGUGGUGAGGCAGCCUUAACCUUCCAACUUCUUUCCUUCUUUUUUUUUCUUCAAAUGUGGCGCAGGUACUACGCCAUCAUGUACCCGCUGAGCUUCCGGUGGACUCGGCGUCGUGGACCGCAUAUAAUUAUGGCCAUCUGGAUGGUGGCAGGCCUGCUGUCCAGUGUGCAGCUUGUCUACGGUCGCGCCAAAGAAUUCACCUGGGCCGAGGAAACGUACUACGACUGCACCGAGGACUGGGAGGCCAAUGCCGGGAAGGUGUACACGGCAGUGAUAUUCACGGUGACCUUCCUGACCCCCAUGCUGGCACUGACGUUCACCUACUCGUCCAUCGGCUGGAAGAUGUGGCGCCACACUUCCCCGGGAAACGCUGACCCCCAGAGGGACCAGCAACAGCUCUCAGCAAAAAUGAAGGCGAGUUGCAUGGCUGUGCGUUCCUCUGAUCGCAUCGCCAAUCUUGAAACAUCGGCUUAG
Dermacentor andersoni is the source of this 642-nucleotide messenger RNA. Its product is annotated as RYamide receptor-like. Gene Ontology annotation, biological process: neuropeptide signaling pathway. The record is from RefSeq and is a predicted model, not a curated record. Lineage: Eukaryota; Metazoa; Arthropoda; Arachnida; Ixodida; Ixodidae. Gene Ontology annotation, molecular function: neuropeptide receptor activity. Gene Ontology annotation, cellular component: plasma membrane.